AAUCGCGAUCAGUUUGCAAACAGAGUCUCGAAGCGUUCGGUUGUGGUGUGUUGUUUCGGUGCAGUAAUUCAUCCUCCGUGCGUGAACUACCGUUUUUGGUGUUGUUUGACUGCAGAUAAGAGGAAGCAAGUUCAAGUUCAAUUGAUAAGUUGUUCGCUAUAGGUGUGCUGUUAAACUGUGAAAACCGACCGAUCGAGGCCGUUUUCCAAUUUCAUUCAUAAGGCUUUCUGGAUCGUUCCGUUUGCAGCGAUGAGGAACCUGCUGAUCGAUCAGAUUGUUCACGACGGCUAUGCGGUGCUCGAUGACUUUCUCGCCCCGGAAGAGGUGUCCGAGUUGUUGGAGGUAGGACAAGCACUGCACAAAGAUGCUCCCAAGGAGGAACGGAGAGUUUUCAGUACCGUAAAUUCCAUAUCAGCCCAAAGCAAAGAUCAGUAUUUCAUUGAAAGUGGUGACAAAAUUCGAUAUUUCUUCGAAGAGGGCGCAGUCGACGAGAAUGGAGAGCUGUUGGUGGAUCCCUCGGUGGCAUUGAAUAAAGUAGGGCACGCUCUGCACACGGACCAUCCGGUAUUUUCAAAGAUAACCUUCUCCAACCGAGUGAAGGAAGUUUGCUGGCAGUUGGGCUUUCGGAAGCCAGCCGUAGCACAGAGCAUGUACAUCUUUAAGAAUCCGGGUGUUGGAGGCGAAGUCAAAUCUCACCAGGAUGCUACCUAUCUAUACUCGGAACCGAGUUCAACCAUAGGUUUUUGGAUUCCUCUGGAAGAUGCCACCCUGCAAAAUGGUUGCCUGCAGUUCAUCAAAGGUUCCCAUCGGAGUGGUGUGCACAGAAGGUACAUUCGCAACCCCGACAAAACAUCAACCGAGUUGUUAAUCUACGACCGACCGGCCCCACUUUAUCCGCAGUCUAACUUUGUCCCAGUUCCGGUGAAGGCUGGCUCGCUAGUACUCAUCCACAGCCAGGUGGUCCACCGGAGCGAUGCGAAUCGUUCGAACAGCAGUCGCCACGCUUACACUUUCCAUGUGAUCGAAACGGAAAACUGUGACUACUCCAAAGAGAAUUGGCUGCAGCCGCCAGAAGAUCGGCCUUUUCCGGUGUUGUUCGAACGAGAUUAGGAAGAUGCGGAGCGCUGCGGUUGGUAUUCGGCUUACAAUGUGCCAUAGAAGAUGAUUAUUUUUUCCAGUCUUUAUAUAUUGUAUGCAAAUAUAUGUGUAUGUUUUUAAGCUUAAA
Malaya genurostris is the source of this 1225-nucleotide messenger RNA. It is a transcript of the gene Phyhd1, whose product is annotated as phytanoyl-CoA dioxygenase domain-containing protein 1. Bases 250 to 1110 code for a protein of 286 amino acids. Lineage: Eukaryota; Metazoa; Arthropoda; Insecta; Diptera; Culicidae. The record is from RefSeq and is a predicted model, not a curated record. The transcript is spliced from 3 exons.